Molecule: messenger RNA, 7857 nt
Organism: Tympanuchus pallidicinctus (lesser prairie-chicken)
Lineage: Eukaryota; Metazoa; Chordata; Aves; Galliformes; Phasianidae
Gene: PARVA
Product: parvin alpha
Biological process (GO): substrate adhesion-dependent cell spreading; establishment or maintenance of cell polarity; cilium assembly
Cellular component (GO): focal adhesion; cytoplasm; actin cytoskeleton
Molecular function (GO): actin binding
Source: RefSeq, a predicted model, not a curated record
AGAGGCUUCUCUCUUAGGCUACUCAUCUGCUAAUCAAAGGAGGAUUAGUACGGGCUAUGUCACCUUUCUUCGCCCCCGUUUUCUAUAGCGGUUGUAUUUUUUCUGUUGAAACAGACAUCGCCAUGCCCGCCUCCCUCACACUGGCGGUAACCCACGGGCUGCUUAGCAAAGCGUGCUCCAGGGAGACGCGUGCAUGCCUGCAGCCUGCACGAAGCUAUCGAGCGGCACAGUCACUUGGGCAGCUGAUCAGAGUGCAGAAACACCUGCCUGCAGCGCCCACCCCUCCAGAGCCGCCACGUGCGAGCAGGUACCGGCGAGUUCCCACGACUCCGACCGAGUGGCCCUCAGCUCCGGCGGUCGGCGCCCUGCCGCUCCGCCCCGAGGCCCAGCCCCGCUCGGGCUGCCGGGCUGCGCCUUUCCCGUGCCAAAGCUGCGCCUCCGCCCGCACCCGACUUGCGGUGCGGCGAGGCUUUUUGCCGAGCGGGUCGGCCCUCGCCGGAGCCCGAGGUGAGCCGAGCCGCAAGAAGGCGCGAGGUGGCGGGGCGGGAAGGCCGUCCCCCGGCGGGACAGAGCCGGGAGCGGCCUCCCACGGCUCCGGGGCCUCGCAGCCGCCUCCUCCAUCCCCGAGCGCCGGCCCGGCCGCCAUGGCAUCGUCCCCCCAGAAGUCCCCUUCUUCCCCCAAAUCUCCCACCCCGAAAUCGCCCCCGUCCAGAAAAAAGGAUGACUCCUUCCUGGGCAAGCUCGGCGGCACGCUGGCGAGGAGGAAAAAAGCCAAAGAAGUAUCUGAACUACAGGAAGAAGGAAUGAAUGCUAUUAACUUGCCUCUCAGUCCGAUUCCAUUCGAACUAGACCCUGAGGACACUAUGCUAGAGGAAAAUGAGGUCCGAACAAUGGUCGAUCCAAAUUCAAGAAAUGACCCAAAAUUACAGGAACUAAUGAAGGUAUUAAUAGACUGGAUUAAUGAUGUGUUGGUAGGAGAGAGGAUUAUUGUGAAAGACUUGGCUGAAGACCUGUACGAUGGACAAGUACUGCAGAAAUUAUUUGAGAAGCUUGAAAGUGAGAAGCUGAAUGUUGCUGAAGUUACUCAGUCUGAAAUUGCUCAGAAACAGAAGCUACAGACAGUCCUUGAGAAGAUCAAUGAAACGCUUAAGCUCCCGCCAAGAAGCAUUAAGUGGAAUGUUGACUCUGUUCAUGCUAAAAGUCUGGUCGCAAUACUUCAUCUUCUGGUUGCGUUAUCGCAGUACUUUCGAGCACCAAUCAGACUUCCAGAUCAUGUGUCCAUUCAGGUUGUUGUUGUGCAGAAACGAGAAGGAAUCCUCCAGUCUCGACAAGUCCAAGAGGAAAUAACUGGUAACACCGAGGCAUUUUCAGGAAGACAUGAAAGAGAUGCAUUUGACACGCUAUUUGACCAUGCUCCAGACAAGCUCAGCGUAGUAAAGAAGACUCUCAUCACAUUUGUGAACAAGCAUCUCAACAAAUUGAAUUUGGAGGUCACUGAACUGGAGACCCAGUUUGCAGAUGGUGUGUACUUAGUGCUGCUAAUGGGUCUCCUAGAAGGCUAUUUUGUUCCUCUCCACAGCUUUUUCUUGACUCCUGAUAGUUUUGAACAAAAGGUCCUCAAUGUGUCCUUUGCAUUUGAGCUAAUGCAGGAUGGUGGAUUGGAAAAACCAAAGCCUAGACCAGAAGAUAUUGUAAAUUGUGACUUGAAAUCUACACUGAGAGUACUGUAUAACUUGUUUACCAAAUACAGGAAUGUGGAGUGAAGAAUUCAUUUGGAACAUAAAGAAAUUUUAACAAAGAAAAUGUCAUAACUAGCAUAUUUUUCACCGAUAUUCCUCUGCAUCGUUAUCCUAGAAGGAACUAAACCAUUCAUCUGAAGAAUCUUUAAUUGACUACUCUUGCACAACUUUUUCCACAGUGGGUUUAAAGCUAAGACUACGUAAAACUAAUACAAAUUAUGGAAAAAAUUUGGAGGAAGGUAUUUGGAUAUCUUCUGGGAGAAUCUAUGUUUCAGUAAUAACUCCAUCUCUACAGUUUUGUAGUAGGUGGAGCAGCAAUGGAAAAAAAAAGAUUUAUUAACUUUAAUUCAGAUCAGCUGUCGAAGCCAAAUAUAGGAAGUUUCUAUACUAAGCAUCUACUUCAGUGUUUAUGAAACAUGUCUUUUCCAAUCUGGGGGGAGGAAGAAUACUUUUCUGUCCAUGAUAAAAUGAUUGCAUUGAAAUUCUAAAAAAUGUGCAUAUGGAGAAACAGUAAAAUUCUCUUCUUCACAUGAAAGCUGAAAAGAAUAGACUUUCUCAAGUACUUAACCUAAAUAAUUUGUAUUUUCAGUGCAGUUAGGCUUGAAUUCUAUGGGUACAAACUGAAGUGGCUACUUUUUCCUUCAGUCUUAUUAAAAUGUGAUGCUCUUCUAUAAGUAUAUAGUACUGAGCAUUCCUUCUAAGUACGCUUUGCAGCUUGUUCACUUAGUUUUGUUCAUGAAGGAGAUCUUUUUUUAUUGUUGUUUUUUUCCCCAAGUACACAUUUUCAGGAAAGCACACCUGUAUAUGAUACAGUUUCCCUGUAGUAUUUGUUUUAUUAGCAUAGAAAUGCUAGAAAGUUGGCUUAUUUUUCUUUUUUCAACUUUUAAUAGUUGGAACAUGGAAUUGUCACAUCAUAAGUUUAGAUUUAUUAUUAAAUAGAUUUUAGAAUCUAUCCUUUGGUUGAUGUUAUGGUGAAUGGAUUUUGUUGCCUAAUGUUCAGCAUAAAGAAUAAUAUCUAUUUUCCAGAAACAUUCCUCUACCCUUUCAGAUAUAAAAACGCUGCUUUUAUGGAGGUUGCUCUGAAAGUAAUGUCUCCUAUUUAUUUCCAUGAAAGCUACAACCUGAACAAAGAGCACAAUAACAGAAUCACACAAUCUCAGUGUUGGAAGGGAUCUUGAGAGAUCAUCAAGUCUAACCUUCUGCUAAAGCAGGUACCCUACAAUAGGUUGCACAGGUAAGCAUCCAUGACACUAUUUGAUAGAGAAAAUUCUCAGCUACCAAACUCUACUUUUCAUCAUAGCCACCACAAUUAACUGUGCAUUUUUACCUGCAAUGAACAAGAGCCUGCAUGCUGUGCUUGUGAAAAUCUGCACCAGUGGAGCUGACCCACUGUAUCACAGCAAGUGUCAUGGUGUCAUUGCUAAGAAAAUAUUGCCCAUGCAAUCCAUCUUUCAUCGGCUUGAACAGAUGGAAGUCAGAAGGCACCAAAUCCAGGCUGUAUGGUGGCUGUGGUAGGACGGUCCAGCCAAUAUUGGCAAUGUAUUCCACAGUCUUCAGACUGAUACGGUGUCCAGAGUUGUCAUGUUGCAAGAGAAAGGUUGCCAACUUCUCUGGCCUAGCUCUGGAUGUUCGAGCCUUCAUCUUAGUCAGUGUUGUGAUGUGGCUGUCAGAGCUGACUGUUUGUUUGAGUUCCAAGAAAUCAGGAAGGCUCACCCCUUUCCUAUCCCAGAAGACGCUGCACAUCACUUGACCCGUGUGAACUUCUUCAUCGAUGGGGAAUUCACAUGUUGCUACUUCAUGGAGUGCUGUUUUGACUCUGGCUUAUAGUGGUGACACCAAAUCUUGUCGCUGAUAACGAUGCGAUCCAAGAAACUAAUCACCUUCAGCCUCAUAUUGGUUCACUAGAUCCAGACAAUAUUGUAAGCAGUGUUCUUUCUGUUCCUCUGUGAGCAUUUAUAGGGUCUAGCUGGCACACGCUUGGUGAUACUCUAAUGUUGCCAUCAUCAUUUUCAAUGUGUUGAAGCCAGCAUUCAUCUCCGUACACAGUUUUGUGGUCAUAAUCUGCCGACUCUCGUGGAUGAGGUGAUUGGGACACAAGCACAGUGAGUGACAUUUGGUGCUGGCUUUUUCCACAUGGAAGAAUUCAGUUCCCCCCCACUGCUUCAUCCAUGUUUCCAUGUCAGAUGCCAUUUUGUCAGACUGCCCCUGUGCUGCUAUCAGUCUCACAUAUGAAUAAAAUGUAAUGGUAUAUUGGUGGGAACCUCUACUUCAACCUCUACUGCCAUCCCAUCAUCUGCCUUGUGGGCCAACAUAAUAAACUAGGAGGCAUUACUUCUGGAACAACCUUUGUAGAUCAGAACUACUCAUAUCUGCAAAUACUGCUGCAGCGUAAGGUCGGUUGGUCAUUUUUUGUGUCUAUAAAGAAUACUUUUGUUGUUGUUUUUUUUUUAAAUCAUGACCAACGAUAAGCUGUUAUCUGUUUGGUUUCAGUUUAUCAAAGACUGAAAAGAGAAAUGAGAAUUAAUUCUUUCCUUAGACUGUUAUCAAGCAUCAGUUAUGUUUCUAUGAAGAAGCUCUAGAGGCUGCCUGACACUAGUAUAAAUUAUCAAAACUGCUGAGAAGUAAACUAAGCAUAUAUUAGACGUCUUCAUGUCAGUUUUAGAUACCUUCUUAAGUGAAGUGUUCCAGCGCACCACAGUUUCUUGGGAUACUGGCUUACACACUACAGAAAAAAAAGAAUCCUGAGGCAAAAAGUAUUGGAAAUUUGUGUAUUGUAGAAAGGAAACUUUUGCAAGCCAUCCAUUUAUGGCAGAACUGCUGUAGGUGAAAGGCAGGCGAUCUAUCAGCUCUUGAGGUUGUUCAUCUGAAGAAAUGCAGUACUGUCAGCUACAGUUAUUAACACCUGAAUGUUGAUUUCUGUACAAAGCAUAAUAUUUUUCAAUUUUCAGAGUUUUUUUUUCUUUCUUUUUUUUUUUUUUUAAUUAGUGCUUUCCAGUGCAACAUCAACUUAAAAGGAAGACAACAAUUAUGUUCUGCCUUUGGUGAAUAAUUGAUAACAGUCAAUAACAAUAUUGACUGUGCCUGAGGGCCACAGAAAUUAUUCUGUGAAUAAAUAAAUCUCCACAAGUAUCAGCUUUUGCAAAGGAGAGUCAGUAUUUGGUUCAAAGGAUAAUACCUGGAUAUUCUCUGAACUCAGAAAUUGCGUUCUAAAAGUAUUCAUCAAAAUAUUUGGUUACCUCUAUGUUUUUUAACAUAGUUAAAGUUGAGUUUCUGAAGUUAGAAUUACAGAAUGUAACAAUUAUUUACAUUUUGCCUAGGUAAAUAACUGGACAUUUUUACUCCUGUGAAAAUGAACAUUUUCAUGAUGUCUUUAAUAGUUCUGAUAUUUCUGAGAAGCUAAACAGUAGGAAUUACCCGACCACUUUUUUUGGAGGAAAAUGAGGUGGGGUUUCUCAUUUGUAAACAGGCAGCAAUUUCAACAUAGCUUACUAUUUAACAUGUAAGAAGUUUGCAAUUUGCAGAGCUAGAUUAUAGUAAUUGUAAUAGUUCAUUAACAGAUGCAUGAUGUUUUUUUCUGCAGAUCCUGUUCAGUUGAAACACUUUCACAUCUCAGCAGCGCCAAAACAUUUUGAUUGUCCUUGUUUUCAGUGUGCACUUUCUGUAAAAAGGAGAUUUAUAUAUGUAGAGGAAAAAGGUUAGGAACAAUGAAAUUGUUAUUUCUUAAACUUGAAAAUACGUAUUCCUGUGCUGUACUGAUAUAACUUUAUUGGAGAUUUUGAAGUCUAUUCUACCUGUAUUCUCAGUCUUUAAAAUAAUAAUAACAGUAACAUAAAAUUGAGAUAGAAUUGUGAAAUCCCCAUACUGAAAUGAUGUUAUGCGGAACCACAGAAACAUUUAACAAAGUCCAACCUCUGUGCAAAUUCCCUUUUUUAUGUACGUUUAAGUUGCUAUUUGACCAGGAGAGUCCUACAUAAAUACAAACCCAUGUGAUGAUUUUAACACGUUCACGCAAAUAGUGUAUGCUGCCAGGUAGGAGUGGUCACUGCUUAUAUAUGACAAUGUAGAUUUAAAUAGCUAUCAGAUAAAUAUGAAAUCUAAUAUACAGAUUAUAUCUAAUAUUUAUUGCUUCGAUACAGAAUAUUAUAGAAAUAUAGAGUACUACUGUAGACAGUUGGCUCUUCAACAGUUAGUGUAGGCCAGCGCCUUCCUGCAGGGAAGUAAAAUGUCAAGGUAGUUGGGCCAUAUUCUGCUGUCAUUUAUCAUGCUUCUGUUCUCAGUACACAGCACUGUAUGUCAGCGUGCAAAUGGAUACAAAAUUCCCCUCAGUUUACAUUAGGAUAGAAUUUGUUUACAUUUUAGGUCAGUCCUGGUUUUAUUUACGGUUAGUUUAAAAUCUGUUUAAAUAGAUCCAGAUCAAUAGAUUUAGCCAAUGUAGGAUACCAGCGGUCGCCGGGAGAGGCCCGUUUCACAGAGGGAGCCUCUCAUCUUGAGGAUGCUGUCUCAUACUUUGGCUGUGUUUCUAAACCCAGGCCACUGCCUUAAGAUCUCAUGAUGGUUUCUGAGCAUCAUCCUCCAGACCGCUUUUGUUUGCGUGUUGUGCUCUGUCACAUGAAGGCCCACAGGUAGCUGAGCCCACUGAAAACCAGCAGAUGCUAGCUUGUCUUGAGGGGAAAAAAAGGCAGUAAACAUUUCUGAUGCUGGGACGUCAUGAAACUGCCAAAGGAAUUUGAAAUUCAUCUAUUUGCCACUGCAGCACCAUGGUAGCCAAGUUUGUUUUGUGGUUGGAGGUGGGCAUGCCUUCCCUAUCAGUGGAUUCUGCCAACCACACAAAACUGGGUUGUUCUUUUUGUUUUGUUCUGUUUUGUUUUUUCAAAAAGGAGCAUGUCAGAAAGUCAUUGUUAGAAUAAUUAUCUGACAUCCUAAGUAUUUUAUGGUUUUCAAAAGCUCCCCAGUUGCCAUCAAGACUUCCCAGAAAAAUUGUAGCAAGGAAUCCUUGUGUAAUUUCACCUGAUACACGUCAGGCUCACGAUAGGAUUACUCUGUGUUGACAGUGGACCAACUUGCUUGUUGGCACAUAAAUCAGUGGCAGUAAAUCAACAGAGCAUUUGGUCUCUUCUGUUUAUAGAGGGGGUUACAUUAUUUGGGAAUGGUUUAUAUUCAGGCAAACUAUAUCAGUUGACCUAAGUGCUACUUGGUUGACCUUGGUUCUUGCUCGUUUUCAUAAAGUAUCUUUCAAAAUUCAUAUCUGUUUAAUUUUGCAGACAUCUUUCUGCAGCCCAUAGUGUUUUAAAGCAGAAUGGCUUUUAGAAAUGAUGGAGUUUAUUUCAUUAGAUAAAAAUAUAUAUAUAAUAUUUAAUUAUUAUUAAAUAAUUACACUACAUUUUAGCUUUAGAUCUAGUUUCUGUUGUUCAUGUCUUACAAAUCAGCCAUCACACGUGGCCUGUAUGCAUGUCAAGCACUCAGAAAGAGAACAGUGCCUUGUAGACCUCUUGCAGGAUUUUCUGCACUGUUACCUACUAGAGUUCUACCAUUCUGCAGUGAGAAUCAGUGUGGAUUUUCUCUUUACAGUUAAAAAAUAAAUAAAGGCAGAAUAAGUCCUUUGUAGAAAGUUGUAAUUGAUUGAAAGUAUGUUUUUUUUUUUUAAUUGUAUCACGGGAAGAAUGAAAAUAGUGGCAAUAAAAUUACAAAAGUAAUGCAUACCUCAACAUCCACAAAUUUUCCAAAGAGCUUUUGAGUCAUUUGACAUUUUCUAGGGCUAAUGUUUCGUAUUUUGAUGAUACUUUCUGUGUGCCUAUUUCUUUUAGUAAUAAUGAGAUAUUUUCCUGUAUAAUAGUUUAAUGCUAUACACUCUGCAGCAAUGUUGGUGUCAUGUAAAUACAAGUUUCUAAAUUUCAAGUGCAAGUUUAGGGAAAAAACAUUUGCAAAAUUCACUUUGCAAGGUACCUCACAAUAAUGCUUACUUUAAAUUAAUGUGCUCCCAUCAACAGAAAUUAGUAGCUUUCACAGAAUAUGCUCUAUGUACUCUGUAAGUAAGCAACACUCCAUUACUCACAUUUCCUGUGGCUUUUUUUUUCAAACCUUUGUUAUCGUGCACAAUAAAAUAUCACCUGAAAAUCAA